Exserohilum turcica Et28A is the source of this 1223-nucleotide messenger RNA. RefSeq lists its product as uncharacterized. The record is from RefSeq and is a predicted model, not a curated record. The transcript has a single exon. NCBI's taxonomy places the organism in Eukaryota, Fungi, Ascomycota, Dothideomycetes, Pleosporales, Pleosporaceae. Bases 1 to 1074 code for a protein of 357 amino acids.
AUGCCGCCCAAGGCGAAGCAGCGCGCCGCCGCCUCCGCCACCACCACCACCACCACCACCAAGAAGAAGGCCCUCCCGCCGCCCUUCACGCCCGCGCCCCCCGAGCUCGACAAUCUCCUCUUUACCUUCGACCGCUCGCUCGUCUACGUCACGCACGUGGACACGCACCCCGCCUGGUUCAAACGCCGCAUCUUCUACGUGCCCCUGCUGCUCAACUCGGCCUUUGUGCUCGUCCUGCUAUGGCGCCUCUACGCCUUCGGCCCCCACUACUGGGCCAUUGUCAUGUCCAUUCUCGGGAACCAUAACGACACGACCAUCUACUGGGCCGACUCCUCGUGGGGCUCGCUGCUGUGGCGCGUCGGAAAGCGCAUGCUCAUGUUCAUGUUCGACUUUGUCCUGUUCCGCAUCGUCGGUCCCUGGCCCUGGAGCUUCUUCAUCGAGCAGCCCGGCAACCCCGUCAGCUGGCGGUGGAACGUGGGCUUCAGAGAUUCCGAAGUCUAUGUCCGCGUGAGCAGGGGCUGGGGCGCCAAAGACCUGCUGGGCGAGGCUGAAGGAAGCAGCGGCCGCGCCGGCAGCGACAAUCCCUUUUUCAAGACGCGCAUCCUGCCUGCCGUGGACAAGAACCGGCUGCGCGAAAAGACGGGCUACAUGCUCAUGGACGCCGACUUUGACCUCGACUUCUUCGGCAUGGUGGCCGCGACGCAGCUGCUCGACCGCAAAGACAUGACGCUCGACCAUGUCCGCAAGAGCGUCUUUGUCUACGUGGGCGACGCCGACAGCGGCACCGGCCAAUGGGCCGCUUGGGACUGUUCCAAGCUCGACGAAGGCUCCGAGACGGAAGCCAGAGAAAAAGUCAUUGCCUUCAAGGACAAGCUGACAGCCAUGGGCAAGGAGAAUUUGUUCUUCAAAUGGGUCGAGCUCAUCCAAUACGAAAGCAAUGCUCCCGGUGGCUUCACCCCAGAGCGCCAGGCUGCCGCCGCCCAAAAAGUAAAACAGAUGUUUGAAGAUCAGGGUGUCGAUUUUGAGCAGUUUAGCAAGGAAAUAGGAGGCUUGGACGACAUGGCCCGCGUUUAAUUUGCGUGCAUACAUGUGCUUGCAGAAAGAAUGCGCAGUAGGUAGGUACAACAACAGCGAAAAGGCAUAAGCCUGAAAACCACUCAUAGAUUGCGAACAAAAUCCAAAUGAUACCCUGUGUUUUGAACAAUGAUAUUAAUAGAAUAAAC